Messenger RNA from Habropoda laboriosa, 360 nucleotides. RefSeq names its product WD repeat-containing protein WRAP73-like. The record is from RefSeq and is a predicted model, not a curated record. Gene Ontology annotation, molecular function: protein binding. Gene Ontology annotation, biological process: microtubule anchoring at mitotic spindle pole body; mitotic sister chromatid segregation; protein localization to mitotic spindle pole body. Lineage: Eukaryota; Metazoa; Arthropoda; Insecta; Hymenoptera; Apidae. Bases 1 to 360 code for a protein of 119 amino acids. Gene Ontology annotation, cellular component: microtubule organizing center; mitotic spindle; MWP complex. The transcript has 2 exons.
AUGUCAUUAGAAGUAGAAUGUGAUUUAAUACGAGUAAAUAAUCAGUUAUGUGACUUUUCUAAGGAUGGAAGAUAUUUUGCAAUUGCAUAUCAAACAAAUUUAUUGAUAAAAAGUACUAAAAAAUUUGACACUGUUUAUUCAUUCAUAUUUACAGACAUAAUCGAGUAUUUAGAAUGGUCUAGAAGUAGCGAAUUUAUUUUAUGUGUAAAUAUAAAGAAAGCUAUUAUUCAAGUAUAUUCUAUUCACUAUCCUAAAUGGAAAUAUAAAUUGAUUGAAGGAAGUGCUGGUUUAGAAAGUGUUAGUUGGUCUCCUGAUAGUAAAUAUAUUUUGACAUUAUCAGAUUUUAAUGUAAGUAAAUAA